This is a messenger RNA of Brassicogethes aeneus, 1797 nucleotides long. NCBI's taxonomy places the organism in Eukaryota, Metazoa, Arthropoda, Insecta, Coleoptera, Nitidulidae. The record is from the annotation of a GenBank genome assembly.
AAAUAACUAAAACAAGUUAUUAGUUUUUAAAUUUAGAUAAGUUGAUACAAUGUUUAAUCGAUAUUCUUCCGAUGAGAUAGAGCUAAAAAAUGCAGCCAGUCAGGAUUUAAAAACAGACGAAAAGGAUAACAAAUCUAAUGGUUGUUUAAGAAACGGUAGAAAAUAUUUAACAACCUAUUUGCAAGAAGGAAAUAUUCAUGGGCUUAAGUAUUUAGCAGAAAGAAGAACGGCAAUUGAGAAAAUAUGGUGGUUAAUAGCUCUCAUAGUAGCUUUAUAUGGCUGUAUAACACUUAUUUUACUGACCUAUAAGAAAUGGGAAACAUCACCAGUUAUAGUGAGUUUUGCCACUAAGGAAACGCCCAUUUUUGACAUACCUUUUCCAACUGUUACUAUAUGUCCAGAGGUUAAAUCCAGAACUACUAUUUUUAAUUACACUGACAUACUUUAUAAGAAGCAAGACGGUGUUAAAUUAGAUAACCAAACAGAGUUACAAUUUGCCUAUAUGUCUGAAAUAUGCACAUUCCAUAAAGAGUUAAAAUACCCAGUUCCAAAGUAUUUUGACAACAGUAUCUAUGAUUUUUACCAAGACGUAUCCCCAAACUUUUACGAUGACGUAAGUGACUGUAUGUUUAUGGGUUCAAACUACAAUUGUUCAGACAUUUUUAAACCUAUUGUAGUGGAUGAAGGACUCUGCUAUGCUUUUAACUUGUUGGAUAGAUCUGAUAUGUUAAAUGAUAAUGUAGCUGUUUAUAAAAAUUUGCAUAAAAUGUCAGACCAAAAAGCUGCAUGGUCUUUAAAUGAAGGGUAUACAAGCCUUAAAGGUAGAGAUAUCUACCCAAAGAGAGCGUUGUAUGCAGGAGCCUUAUUUUCAUUGGAACUUAAGUUUAAAGUUGAAGAUAAAAAUUUAGAUUUUACUUGUGGAACAUCUAUUCAAGGAUACAAGAUCCAAAUUCAUCAACCUUCAAUGUUGCCACGUCCAAAAAACCAACAUUUCCGUAUCCCACUUGAUCAAUCUGUUAUAGCCGCAGUGAUGCCCAAUAUGAUCACUACUUCAGAAGCAGUGAAAAACUACAGUCCUUCCAGAAGAAAAUGCUAUUUUUCUAGCGAGAGAACGUUGAAAUAUUUUAAGACCUACACCCAGCAAAAUUGUCAGAUUGAGUGUAUAACGAAUUAUACUUUACAUGAGUGUGGAUGUGUCGAUUUUUACAUGCCACGUGAAGCUAAUACGCCCAUAUGUGGAACACCUAUGAAAGGGUGUGUUAAAAAAGCGGAUGACGAUCGUUUGGAAGCAGGCAUUAAUGCUCAACUAAGUGAAAAAAUGGGUCUUAAAUAUGAACCUACAAGAGCCUAUAAACAAACCUUGGUCUGUGAUUGUAUGCCUGAAUGUACUUUUAUGUCAUACAUUGUGGAAAAUUCUCAAUCGGACUGGGACUGGGAAAGAAAAUACCAAAUGGAUAGGAAUUCUCCUAGUUACAACAAAUCAACGACUCACAUGUCUUAUUUGCAAGUUUUCUUUAAAUCAAACCAAUUCAUAACAUCAGAUAGGAAUGAGCUGUAUGGUGUUACAGACUUUUUGGCUAAUUUUGGAGGUUUGCUUGGACUUUUUACUGGAUUUUCUGCAUUAUCCUUAGUGGAGAUUUUGUACUUUUUGACUUUAAGAAUUAUCUGUAAUAUUAAGCUUUAUGGGAGAAGGCAUUGGUACGGAGAAGAUAAAUGAAGAAUUGGAAUACAAAAUUUCUUAAAUUUUAUAAAACUUGAUAUUGUAAUAUAAGUAUUUGCCUUUACAUUAACAUUUUC